UGUGACGGGUGAGUCAGACUCCGUAGGUCUUUGUGAUGUGAUUAUUAUUUUAAUCGGUUCGGUUCGUAUCGUAGGCAAAUGUGCUGUUUAUAUAACGUUGAAUUUUUCCUCACUGUAUUACAGAUAUUAUUUGAGACUUGAAACUCUAUUCAGUGCACAUAAUAAUAUACUUAACAAUACAAACCAAUCUAUUACUCUAGGCCUACGUUGAAAUAUUAAACAGGCCUGUUAGGCCUAAUUUUGAGGUUAAGAACGAGCAUAUUAUAUACCUAAAAAUUAAAAACAAACCAGUAAUAUAUAUAAUAAAAAUAAAUUUAUAAAAUGGAUGACUCUGGAAUCAAUCUUUCUAUAGCGUUUGACUUGGCUGAGUACAUAAACGAUGAUGAAGUGAACUUAGACCAGUUCAUUCAGCAAUCGGAGGCAAUUCUUUUCUCCAACUCUUCAAAUCAACCCUAUUAUGAAAUAAAAUCAAAAACAGUGGAUUCUUCUAGUCCACCGACCUUCAAGACCGCAACUCCUACCACCAGAACACAUUCGAAGCAACUGUUGAUGAAAGAGAAAGCGCUUGAAGAAAUUAAACAAGAACAAAAACUCAAAGAGAAACAGAGAUUAGAACAGGAAAGAAGUGAGAAAGAGAGACAAGAAGCGGAAAGUAGAUUACAAGAAAAACAAACAAGGUCUUUCCCCAGAGUUCCUCACAAUGUUGGAGUCCAUUUUGAUGUGCCUUCGCAAGUUUUUAAGGUGAAAUCAGUUCUAGAGAACCCAACACAAUACCAUGUGGUUGAAAAACAAAAGAUGCAAGUGCGGCAAUACCUGCGGGACGAGAUGGCUCAGUUGCGAAGGUCGUCUCUCCCGAUGUCUCAGGCCAGCAGUAUGCCACCUGCACAGACCCCGGCCCCGUCACUACCACUACAUACCAACAGCUUACCUCCGCCUCAGCCCCACACAUACACAGCGGGGCCUCCACUGAGCCCCGACGUCCCCAUGUCUCCUGGACUCAGCUCAGUUGCCACCAGUGUGUCAGAGGCAGAAGACUUGCUUGAUGAACUCAACUUCGGCAGUCUUGGUUCAGAAAAUGUAAAAACUGCUCAGUCUCUCAACCUGCCUUCAGAUAUUGAUGGCAAUUCAGAAAUGUUCCUAGAGCACUUGAUAGCCCUGGGUAGUGCGGGCUCGACCAGUGGCAACAAGACUAGUCUAUCAUGUCCCGCGGACCUAUCCCAGAUCAAGCCCGAACAUCUGUACUCAGAAGCAGAUCUUCAGGCUGUUAAAGACCGCCAAAAGAAAGACAAUCAUAAUAUGAUUGAAAGAAGAAGAAGGUUUAACAUUAACGACAGAAUAAAAGAACUGAGUACUCUCUUACCAAAAAGCAAUGACCCAUUCUUUGAUGACUUUGUGGGAGAUUUAAAUGGAAAACAUUUUGAGAUCGUACGAGAUGUGAGACAGAACAAAGGGACGAUUUUGAAAAUGUCAGUAGCUUAUAUAAAAACACUACAGAAUGACCUACAAAAAACACGAAAAGUUGGUGAAGAACUCGCCUCACAAAACAGAGCUUUGAUUCUUAAAGUUCAGCAACUAGAGCAACAUUUGGCCAAAGUGAACAGUCUAGAGAGCAACGAACUGUCGUGGCACUCAAACCACAGCAAUGCCCUCAACAGCUACGCUAAACACGCUCCCAUGCUCAACCCACCAGUAAGUACCAACACAAGCUAACCCAUAGUAUAUAGAACAGUAGACAGCAACAAACUGUCGUGGCACUCAAACCACAGCAAUGCCCUCAACAGCUACGCUAAACACGCUCCCAUGCUCAACCCACCAAUGACCAGUGUGGAGAGUGCUAGCAUCGGAGAGGGUUCUCCUCUGAGUCUCAGUGAUGAUCUCAUGGAUGAUGAUCAUCCAGUGACAGGAGAUCCGAUGUUGUCUUCCCCCCACCACCUACCUCCGUCUCCGUCGCCGCCACCUGACACUUCCCAUCUGGCCCACUUAGACGACAUGGAUAUCGGACUGUGACCUCCGUGUUUCCUUCGUUGGUCUUGUAAAUUACUGUUAUCGUUUCAUAGUCUAUUUUUUUUUAUCAGAGUAUUGUUGUUGCAAACGGUGAUAAAGGUUGGACUAAAAAAUUUGUACUGUUAUGUUUUUGUAACUGAUUAGAUUGUUUUUUGAUGAUCGCUGAUCAUUGUUGUUACUGGUCACUUAUUUUGUUUAUUUAUUUUAUUGUAUGUUGAGUUUUGACAUUUUAUUCACUAUUUAUCAGAUGAAAACUGCGAUCGGCUUAGGAAUCAUUCCAUUCAAAAUUGAUAAAACACCAAAAGUGUAUUGAAAAGUUUUUUCUAGUUGUAUGUAUUAGAAUUUGUAAGUUGUGUAAGCAUGUAUAUAGUAGUACAUAAUAUAGGAAAUCAAAUACAUUCUCAGAAUAAAACUGUUCUAUAUUUUCUCA
Messenger RNA from Macrosteles quadrilineatus (aster leafhopper), 2434 nucleotides. Its product is annotated as microphthalmia-associated transcription factor-like. NCBI's taxonomy places the organism in Eukaryota, Metazoa, Arthropoda, Insecta, Hemiptera, Cicadellidae. The coding region runs from base 322 to 1710 and encodes 462 amino acids. Gene Ontology annotation, molecular function: protein dimerization activity; RNA polymerase II cis-regulatory region sequence-specific DNA binding; DNA-binding transcription factor activity, RNA polymerase II-specific. The transcript has 10 exons. Gene Ontology annotation, cellular component: nucleus. Gene Ontology annotation, biological process: regulation of transcription by RNA polymerase II. The record is from RefSeq and is a predicted model, not a curated record.